AGGACUCCGGCCUCUCCAGCCGCUGUGCCUCUGAGCGGCGGCGUGGGGGACGAGAGAGUACAUUAAAGAGAUGGCUCCCCCAUCACCUCAUCUGAUUACUUAUGUCAUCGUUUCGAUCUCGCGCUCCAACGGAAAACUACCUCGUAGAAAGAGAAGGAGGAGAAGGAAAAGAGGACACGUGUUGAAUGGACAAAAUCGAUCUCUGUGGAGUUUGUCAUUCAUAAAGGAUUUCUUCUGGGGAAUUCUUGACUUUAUCAUUAUGUUUUUCAAAAGCAUGAUUCACCCAAAUGUGAAGAGAGGUUGUAGAAACUCCUCCUCUGAUUCCAAAUAUGAUGAUGGAAGAGGGCCUCCAGGAUAUCCUCGCCGUGGAAUGGGUCGUAUUAAUCAUUCAAAUGGACCCAGUCCUCCUCCAAUGGCUGGAGGUGGAUGAGGAAGGUAAAUGCCUGCUGAAGAAGCAGGCAACCUUACAACACAUUCAUCAUGGGAACCGAAAGAAUUCCUAAUGGUGGACCAAACCAUUUUUGAAUCAUGAUUGAAUGUGUAUGUCUAAAAUAAUUGUGCUGUGAACAAGCAGAUUAAUGAUGUUUUGCUGGGAAUUCCUUCAGGGAUCCAGUAUAACUGAUAAAGCAAUUAUAUAAAGGCACACUUUUUUCUGUUC
Ornithorhynchus anatinus (platypus) is the source of this 658-nucleotide messenger RNA. RefSeq names its product selenoprotein K (gene SELENOK). Gene Ontology annotation, biological process: calcium ion transport; endoplasmic reticulum calcium ion homeostasis. The record is from RefSeq and is a predicted model, not a curated record. The transcript is spliced from 5 exons. Gene Ontology annotation, cellular component: Golgi apparatus; endoplasmic reticulum membrane. NCBI's taxonomy places the organism in Eukaryota, Metazoa, Chordata, Mammalia, Monotremata, Ornithorhynchidae.